CGGCCCCCCAGCUCCGGCCCCUCGGCCCGGCCCGGCCCGUCCCCGGGUGGAGGCGGGGGCAGCUGCGGCGCGGCCGGCCGCGUGUGGCCGGGGGGCGGCCGCCGCUACCCAGGGAGGCGCGCCGAGGCGCCAACAGCGCUCCCCGGCGGGUCCCCCGCGCACUCGCCUCGCCCGGGCAGCGGCCCGACCUGGCGAGCAUGGGCGGCGCGGAGUGACGCCGCCGUGCCCGCUUGGCAUCAAGGACAUUCAGCCCGCGGGGGUGGGGACGAAGGGGGCGGCCCCGCGUCGCCACCGCAGCCCCCGAGAGCCGCCGUUACUGCUCGGGCUCCAGGGCUGGGUGGGUGGGGAAAGGGGUGCUUGGAAGCGAGCCGCAUUUCCCGACCUUUUUGUUGGACAUUCUGCCCACCUUGGACGCCGCCAGAGAAGCUGUCAAGCCCCGUAGGCUCUGAUUUCGCCCUUCGUUUCCCUGGCCUCCCCCCGGGUUCCCCGUGCCUCGGUGGAGUAUUCGCGUUCGUUGGUUCGGGGCUGGGGCUGGAGGAGGCAGCCACACGCGCGCACACGCACACGUUCAGAGGAGGGCGAGAGGCAGCGGCACCGGCACCAUCUGCAGUGUCAAUGCGGCGCUCCCGCUGAAGCAGGCAAAGCGGCGCUUGCAGGGGAUCUGUACAGAAAAACAACAAAGAGAACACUUCAAGAAGGCUGCAGCACUGUCAUGUUGCAGUGACAAUUGCGGUGUAAUAGGAAAUCAUUUAUGGAGCCUGCACCCCUCCCUCGACACUGCUGUGCCGAGUGUGACCGUGACCCGAGGGCGCGUCUCUGAAAUGAGAGCCAUGCCUUGGAAUUGGACCUGCCUGCUCUCCCACCUCCUAAUGGUGGGGAUGGGCUCCUCCACUCUACUCCCCCAGCAGCCACCCCUGCUGCCCCAGAAGCGGUCUUUUGUCACGUUCCGCGGGGAGCCCGCCGAGAGCUUCAACCACCUGGUGGUGGACGAGAGGACAGGGCACAUUUAUGUGGGGGCCGUCAAUCGGAUCUACAAGCUCUCCAGCGACUUGAAGGUCCUGGUGACCCACCAGACUGGGCCGGACGAGGACAACCCCAAGUGCUACCCUCCCCGCAUUGUCCAGACAUGCAACGAGCCCCUGACCACCACCAACAAUGUCAACAAGAUGCUCCUGAUAGACUAUAAGGAGAACAGGCUGAUUGCUUGCGGGAGCCUGUACCAAGGCAUCUGCAAGCUCCUCAGGCUGGAGGACCUCUUCAAGCUGGGGGAGCCUUUUCACAAGAAGGAGCACUACCUGUCGGGGGUCAACGAGAGUGGCUCUGUCUUUGGGGUGAUCGUCUCCUACAACAACCUGGAUGACAAGCUCUUCAUUGCCACGGCCGUGGACGGGAAGCCAGAGUAUUUCCCCACCAUCUCCAGCCGGAAACUGACCAAGAACUCAGAGGCGGAUGGCAUGUUCGCAUAUGUCUUCCACGAUGAAUUUGUGGCCUCGAUGAUCAAGAUUCCUUCGGAUACUUUCACCGUCAUCCCCGACUUUGAUAUCUACUACGUCUAUGGCUUCAGCAGCGGCAACUUUGUCUACUUUUUGACGCUUCAGCCUGAGAUGGUGUCUCCCCCUGGCUCCACCACUAAGGAGCAGGUUUAUACGUCCAAGCUCGUGAGGCUUUGUAAGGAGGACACAGCCUUCAACUCCUACGUGGAGGUCCCCAUUGGCUGUGAGCAUGGCGGGGUGGAGUACCGCCUGCUGCAGGCCGCCUACCUGUCCAAAGCUGGGGCCGUGCUCGCCCGGACCCUCGGGGUUCGCCCAGAGGACGACCUCCUCUUCACCGUCUUCUCCAAAGGCCAGAAGCGGAAAAUGAAAUCCCUGGACGAGUCGGCCCUGUGCAUCUUCGUCCUGAAGCAGAUCAAUGACCGCAUUAAGGAACGGCUGCAGUCCUGCUAUCGGGGUGAGGGCACGCUGGACCUGGCCUGGCUCAAGGUGAAGGACAUUCCCUGCAGCAGCGCGCUCCUAACCAUUGAUGACAACUUCUGUGGCCUGGAUAUGAAUGCCCCCCUGGGCGUGUCUGAGAUGGUGCGUGGCAUCCCCGUCUUCACGGAGGACAGGGACCGCAUGACUUCUGUCAUCGCAUACGUCUACAAGAAUCAUUCUCUGGCCUUCGUGGGCACCAAGAGUGGCAAGCUGAAGAAGAUCCGGGUAGAUGGGCCCAGGGGCAAUGCCCUCCAGUACGAGACGGUGCAGGUGGUGGACCCCAGCCCUGUCCUCCGGGACAUGGCCUUCUCAAAGGACCACAAGCAGCUCUACAUCAUGUCGGAAAGGCAGCUCACCAGAGUCCCUGUGGAGUCCUGUGGUCAGUAUCAGAGCUGCGGCGAGUGCCUCGGCUCAGGCGAUCCCCACUGUGGCUGGUGUGUGCUCCACAACACGUGCACCCGGAAGGAGCGCUGUGAGCGGUCCAGAGAGCCCCGCAGGUUUGCCUCUGAGAUGAAGCAGUGCGUCCGGCUGACCGUCCAUCCCAGCAACAUCUCCGUCUCUCAGUACAAUGUCCUGCUGGUCCUGGAGACGUACAAUGUCCCAGAGCUGUCAGCUGGGGUCAGCUGCACCUUCGAGGACCUGUCAGAGAUGGACGGGCUGGUGGUAGGCAGUCAGAUCCAGUGCCACUCCCCAGCAGCCAAGGAGGUGCCCCGGAUCAUCACGGAGAACGGCGACCACCAUGUCGUCCAGCUGCAGCUCAAGUCGAAGGAGACAGGCAUGACCUUUGCCAGCACCAGCUUUGUCUUCUACAACUGCAGCGUCCACAAUUCGUGCCUGUCCUGCGUGGAGAGCCCAUACCGCUGCCACUGGUGUAAAUACCGGCAUGUCUGCACCCAUGACCCCAAGACUUGCUCCUUCCAGGAAGGCCGGGUGAGGCUGCCCGAGGACUGCCCGCAGCUGCUGCGAGUGGACAAGAUCCUGGUGCCCGUAGAGGUGGUCAAGCCCAUCACCCUCAAGGCCAAGAACCUCCCCCAGCCGCAGUCGGGGCAGCGCGGGUACGAGUGCGUCCUCAGCAUCCAGGGCAGCGAGCAGAGGGUGCCCGCCCUGCGCUUCAACAGCUCCAGCGUGCAGUGCCAGAACACCUCCUAUUCCUACGAAGGGAUGGAGAUCAACAACCUGCCGGUGAAGCUGACAGUCGUGUGGAACGGGCACUUCAACAUUGAUAACCCAGCUCAGAACAAAGUUCACCUCUACAAGUGCGGUGCCAUGCGUGAGAGCUGCGGGCUGUGCCUCAAGGCGGACCCGGACUUCGAAUGCGGCUGGUGCCAGGGCCAGGGCCAGUGUACCCUCCGGCAGCACUGCCCCAUCCACGAGAGCCACUGGCUGGAGCUGUCGGGCACCAACAGCAAGUGCACGAAUCCCCGCAUCACAGAGAUAAUCCCAGUGACAGGCCCCCGGGAAGGGGGCACCAAGGUCACCAUCCGAGGGGAGAACCUGGGCCUGGAAUUCCGGGACAUCGCCUCCCAUGUCAAGGUGGCCGGCGUGGAGUGCAGCCCUUUGGUAGAUGGCUACAUCCCUGCGGAACAGAUCGUGUGUGAGAUGGGGGAGGCCAAGCCCAGCCAGCACGCCGGCUUCGUGGAGAUCUGUGUGGCUGUGUGUCGGCCCGAGUUCAUGGCCAGGUCGUCGCAGCUCUAUUACUUCAUGACGCUGACUCUCUCAGACCUGAAGCCCAGCCGGGGGCCCAUGUCCGGAGGCACACAGGUGACCAUCACGGGCACCAACCUGAACGCAGGCAGCAACGUGGUGGUGAUGUUUGGGAAGCAGCCCUGCCUCUUCCACAGACGCUCUCCGUCCUACAUCGUAUGCAACACCACGUCCUCAGAUGAGGUGCUGGAAAUGAAGGUGAUGGUGCAGGUGGACAGGGCCAAGAUCCACCAGGACCUGUUCUUCCAGUACAUGGAGGAUCCUACCAUCGUGCGGAUUGAGCCCGAGUGGAGCAUCAUCAGUGGGAACACACCCAUCGCCGUGAGGGGGACUCACCUGGACCUCAUACAGAACCCCCAGAUCCGUGCCAAGCACGGAGGGAAGGAGCACAUCAAUCUCUGUGAGGUUCUGAACGCUACUGAGAUGACCUGCCAGGCUCCUGCCCUCGCUCUGGGGCCUGACCACCAGUCUGACCUGACGGAGAGGCCCGAGGAGUUUGGCUUCAUCCUGGACAACGUCCAGUCCCUGCUAAUCCUCAACAAGACCAACUUCACCUACUAUCCCAAUCCUGUGUUUGAGGCCUUCGGCCCCUCAGGGAUCCUGGAGCUCAAGCCCGGCACACCCAUCAUCCUAAAGGGCAAGAACCUGAUCCCGCCCGUGGCUGGGGGCAAUGUAAAGCUGAACUACACCGUGCUGGUCGGGGAGAAGCCGUGCACCGUCACAGUGUCGGAUGUGCAGCUGCUCUGCGAGUCCCCCAACCUCAUAGGCCGGCACAAAGUGAUGGCCCGAGUCGGUGGCAUGGAGUACUCCCCGGGGAUGGUGAACAUUGCCCCGGAUAGCCCGCUCAGCCUGCCUGCCAUCGUUAGCAUCGCCGUGGCCGGCGGCCUCCUUAUCAUCUUCAUCGUGGCCGUUCUCAUCGCCUACAAACGCAAGUCCCGGGAGAGCGACCUCACGCUGAAGCGGUUGCAGAUGCAGAUGGACAACCUGGAGUCCCGCGUGGCCCUGGAGUGCAAGGAAGCCUUUGCCGAGCUGCAGACGGACAUCCACGAGUUGACCAGUGACCUGGACGGAGCUGGGAUUCCCUUCCUGGACUACAGAACCUACACUAUGCGAGUGUUGUUCCCGGGAAUUGAAGACCACCCUGUCCUCCGGGACCUCGAGGUCCCGGGCUACCGGCAGGAGCGCGUGGAGAAAGGCCUGAAGCUCUUCGCUCAGCUCAUCAACAACAAGGCGUUCCUGCUGUCCUUCAUUCGCACGCUGGAGUCUCAGCGCAGCUUCUCCAUGCGUGACCGCGGCAACGUGGCCUCGCUCAUCAUGACGGUGCUGCAGAGCAAGCUGGAGUACGCCACCGACGUGCUGAAGCAGCUGCUGGCUGACCUCAUAGACAAGAACCUGGAGAGCAAGAACCAUCCCAAGCUGCUGCUCAGGAGGACUGAGUCGGUGGCUGAGAAGAUGUUGACCAAUUGGUUUACUUUCCUGCUCUACAAGUUCCUCAAGGAGUGUGCCGGGGAGCCCCUCUUCUCCCUGUUCUGCGCCAUCAAGCAGCAGAUGGAGAAGGGGCCCAUUGACGCCAUCACGGGCGAGGCCCGCUACUCUCUGAGCGAGGACAAGCUCAUCCGCCAGCAGAUCGACUACAAGACCCUGGUCCUGAGUUGUGUCAACCCAGACAAUGCCAACAGCCCUGAGGUCCCAGUGAAGAUCCUCAACUGCGACACCAUUACUCAGGUCAAGGAGAAGAUUCUGGAUGCCAUCUUCAAGAAUGUGCCCUGCUCCCACCGGCCCAAGGCUGCAGACAUGGACCUGGAAUGGCGACAAGGAAGCGGGGCGAGGAUGAUCCUGCAGGAUGAAGACAUCACCACCAAGAUUGAGAACGACUGGAAGAGACUGAACACCCUGGCGCAUUACCAGGUGCCGGAUGGUUCUGUGGUGGCUUUAGUGUCCAAGCAGGUGACAGCCUACAAUGCAGUGAACAACUCCACCGUCUCCAGGACCUCGGCAAGUAAAUACGAAAACAUGAUCCGGUACACGGGCAGCCCUGACAGCCUCCGCUCACGCACACCCAUGAUCACCCCUGACCUGGAGAGUGGCGUCAAGAUGUGGCACCUGGUGAAGAACCACGAGCACGGGGACCAGAAGGAGGGUGACCGGGGGAGCAAGAUGGUGUCUGAAAUCUAUCUGACACGACUGCUGGCCACUAAGGGCACACUGCAGAAGUUUGUGGACGACCUCUUCGAGACCAUCUUCAGCACGGCGCACCGCGGCUCCGCCCUGCCCCUGGCGAUCAAGUACAUGUUUGACUUUCUGGAUGAGCAGGCAGACAAACACGGCAUCCACGACCCGCACGUCCGCCACACCUGGAAGAGCAACUGCCUGCCCCUGAGGUUUUGGGUCAACAUGAUCAAGAACCCCCAGUUUGUGUUUGACAUCCACAAGAGCAGCAUCACUGACGCCUGCCUGUCGGUGGUGGCCCAGACCUUCAUGGACUCCUGUUCCACGUCGGAGCACCGGCUGGGCAAGGACUCCCCCUCCAACAAGCUGCUCUACGCCAAGGACAUCCCUAGCUACAAGAACUGGGUGGAGAGGUAUUACUCGGACAUCGGGAAGAUGCCGGCCAUCAGUGACCAGGACAUGAAUGCGUACCUGGCUGAGCAGUCCCGGAUGCACAUGAACGAGUUCAACACCAUGAGCGCGCUCUCCGAGAUCUUCUCCUACGUGGGCAAGUACAGCGAGGAGAUCCUUGGACCUCUGGACCACGAUGACCAGUGUGGGAAGCAGAAACUGGCCUACAAACUAGAACAAGUCAUAACCCUCAUGAGCUUAGACAGCUGAGAACCGUCCUUCCAGGCACCCCCUGGAGGGAGGGACACACCAAGCCGUGCCUCAGUCUAGAUUAUCAUCUUUACCAAGUGCAAGUUCCGACCGGCGUCAGCAGCAUCCCCUGAGCAGCGCUCUCUCCCUCUCUCUCUCUCGGCCUGUUUCUGUCUCUCUCUCCUUCCUGGAUCCCCUCUCUUUCAGUUGCUCUACCAACAUGAUUGAGCCAAGCCACCGACCCUCAGUUAGUCCAGGAUGCCCCCCGCCCCGCCCCGUGAGGGACCUGGUGACCAGAAGACAUCAGAGGGGGCCCUCUUUCCCCGCUGACCCCAUGCAUCAGUGGCAGGGCCCAAAUACGGAUGAGGAUGAAGGAUGUUUCUGUACUGCUACUUCACCUUCCACGUUUUGAUAGCCCCGCAUUGAGCCGAACGUUGGCCUGCGGACGAGGCAGUGAGCUCUGUAUUACCUUCACUGGGAAGACGUCUCCUGGCCCAGGUUUCCAUCUCCAGGGGGUCUGUCAGUGGCGUGGUCCCUCUGCAACUGUGAGAAGGCUGCACCUCCUGCGUGUGGCUGGAGUGGGGAGCGUGAAGCGUCGUGGGGUGCCUCGCAGGCUGUCUCCCACUUGUUGGGUUGGCAUCCAGAGGCCUUUUUGUUCCCUUCCAAUCUUCUUGGAGCCUUUCCAAGUGCCCGUAGGGCCCUGCCUGCCCAGUCUCCUCCCGGCCUGUGGAAAACCAGACAGGAGAAAGAAGAGCAGUUACAGCCCACUGUGGAGAUCCUCCCAACCUCCCAAUCUGGCUCACAGCGGCAGAAAUGUAACACGUAGAGGGAGAAAAGAAGAGAGCUGCAUCUACCCUGGAAGCAGAAUUGGUUGUUUUCCAUUUGCCUCCACAUGCUAACGAAUCACGACCAUAGUCGUGGGUCUGAUCCCUUGCAGAUCCCCGAGUGCCGUCUAGAGGACACACCUCCAUCCUCCUUGGUCAUCGCUCAUCAGGGGUCAAGGUAAAAUGCCGAGUGCAUCUGGGAGAUUCUACCUCCAGCUCUCUCGGUGGCUCCCAUCCCCGCCAUCCUUCCUGAGAACUCUGUGGAAAGUUGGGGCAGACAGCCUCGCCCCUGGCUCCCUGCAGAACCUGACAGCCUCGCCCCUGGCUCCCUGCAGAACCUGACAGCCUCGCCCCUGGCUCCCUGCAGAACCCGGUGCCGGUGCAGAUGCAGGUGACUUUGUCUCUGGACUGUUCAGACCUCCUUGGGAAUUAUUUCAUCAACAUCUCAGCUGUCUCUUUAGUCACUCUCCUCCCUCAGCUCUUUGGCAGUCAUCAUGGAAAGAAACACACUCAAGCACAGCCUUGCAGAGACAAACCAAAAUGCCAGCCCAACUCAGUCCCGGGUUUGUCGUGUUUGGGAAGGAGCGAAGAAUCAAGAGGAAGGACCUGGCUGGAAAAGGGAGGAGGGCCGUACAACUGACCUUGGCUCUGGCGUCUGUUCCUCCAUCUGUCCUUCCAUCCACGGAUACAUCAUUUUAGCCAGCCAGAUGAAUGUGUGCUCAGACAUGUGUCCUAGGUGAGCAGGGGCUAUAGUGAGAGACGGUCUGACGGAGGAUCAUGGAAACCUAUAACCUUGAAGGGACCUUAGACGCCAUCUCCAUCUGUGGUCCAGUCUCCGCCAUAGACUCGCCCGGCAGCCCCGGUGUGGAGCUGUACACCACUCUGGGAGGCAAGCAGCGGCAUCAUCUCAGGUGGGGCUGGGGACAAGGUUCCACAGUCCCGCCUUCACUCCCCGAGCAUCAGACAUCCUCCCCUGCCAUCCACUCCACAGGGGCCCCACGUGGAAAGAGGAAGGAACCACACCAUUUCCAGCAACAUCUGUGGAGCACCCUGUGCUUAAAGAAUGCUAGCCCCUUUGGAUAUGAGUACGUGUGUGUGUGUGAUCUCAUGUGCACAUGCACGUGUGUGUGUGUGUGUCUGCCCCAGGAGUAGGCAGAGAGCUCAGAAAGCUUUCUUGUCCUAUCAGGGGGAUUUGAAGCAUCUCCCUUCUCUGCCCUUGCUCACCAUUCAUUCUGCAACUUCGGGACAUUUCAACACUUGUUUUCUGUGCUGAGUGCAGAGGGGUGAGGUCACCUCUCCGUAGGAAAUCAGGGUGGUCAGUGGCCAAGGGGAUCCUGGACAGGACUGGAGGCCGGGCCAUGGUGACGCAGAGCAGGGCAUGAUGUGGCGUCGAGCAGGACAAAUGAUGGGCAAAAUACAAGUAACCUAACCGACGGGAAGAGGAGAAUGAGAAAAUAUGCAUGUCAAGGGGGAAAAGCAUAACCAAAGGUUUUGGCAAAUGAAGUGCCAGGUGAAGAAGCAUGGAAUUUCUACCCUUGAUCAUUUGAUUUCCUCCCCAGAAGCCACAAGCCCUGGCAGGCCAGGAAGGAAGCAAGCCAGAGGAGGGCUGAGGAGGCACCUGGGCCGCUAAAAUAUUUUUGCACAUGUGAAGGGGUUGGGGAGAAGACAGACACAAACAUAUUUAACACAGAUGUGCUGAAUGGAAGCUGAGUGUAAGUAUGUGUGUAUGAGUGUGUUUUGAAUUAUUUUUUAAGUUUUGCACAGUUAGAGAAAAAAAAUGAACAAGUAGAAAAAAGACUGUUAUCAUGGUUCUGCUGAAGCUUUUCUUUUUUUACCGGAUUAUUAUUAUUGUUUCGUUGUCGGUACAAAUUUUUUUCCCCACGUUUUUGUUGUAAGAGGAACUUCAGUCACCUCGGGAGAAACGUCAGGAAGAAAGAGGGGAGGCGGGAGGACAAGUUUCCAAGCCCUCCGCGUCUCUCCUGGGGGAGGGGUU
Delphinapterus leucas (beluga whale) is the source of this 9299-nucleotide messenger RNA. The record is from RefSeq and is a predicted model, not a curated record. NCBI's taxonomy places the organism in Eukaryota, Metazoa, Chordata, Mammalia, Artiodactyla, Monodontidae.